Molecule: messenger RNA, 3687 nt
Organism: Pichia kudriavzevii
Lineage: Eukaryota; Fungi; Ascomycota; Pichiomycetes; Pichiales; Pichiaceae
Exons: 1
Coding region: 1-3687 (1228 amino acids)
Molecular function (GO): protein binding
Source: RefSeq, a predicted model, not a curated record
AUGAGCAGGUUGCGUUUGGGAUUAACUGCCAAGGCAAAAAAUAUUCUGCACCCCAUUGAAACGCCCAGAGUUUCACUUUCCUACUUGCUACGAAGUAGUAUAACAGUAUGUUCAAACCCCGUUUUAAUAUCAACAAGUUUAUUAAAACAUGAGAUUUUGCCCGCUCGACAAUUUUCAUCCACACGAUAUUACUGCGAUGGAAUAAUACGUGACACUUCUUUGAGCCCACAAGAAAUUCAUAAAGAGGCACUUUAUAGAUAUGAUGAAUUUCUCAAAGAAUGGAAAUAUUUUGAAGGCAUGUCACCCGAUGGGUUUACACCUGAUAUAAUUACAGAAGUGUCCAAAUUGUUUAAUUGGCUUUAUGCUAAUGAAGAGCUCGAGAUAGGAUAUAAGUUGCUCUGUAAUGUUAAACCGCAUUAUAGAGCGUUUUUCAAAUUCAACCAAUACAGCAAAAUGAUUGAUAUAUUUGACAAAUUUGGAACUUCGGAUGAUCUAUUCCUAUUCUGUGAAACUUUUAGGUACGAGAAAGUGCCGAAUGUAUGGAAAAAACUUGAUCGGUUAGCUUCAGAUGCUACAAUCAGACAGUUAAUAGAACUUUCCAAUGCAAUAGCAUUUGAAGAUGCCAAAUCGAUCCUUGAUAACUUAUUUUUUGACAAGGGGUUAAAAGAAGGCCAGAAAUUUUUCACACUUCGUAUAUGCUCAGCUUUGUACAGACGCUUUGAUUCAAACUCCAAAAUGGAACUUUAUCGAUAUCUUAACCAGUCUACCCAUAUGAUGCAAUACUUUCCGCCUUCGUUAAUUUCACAGUUGUUUGUCACGUAUUCUUCAGAAAUCGAUAAUCGGUUUGAUUUGCAGUUUGCAUUUUUAGAAAAGUUUAUACGCCCUCAUUUUGAUAAAAGCAACAUAGAUACAGAUUCCUUUAAGUAUAAACUGAUAUCUAGCAUUCCCAAAGAUUAUCCUACUUUGAAAUUUAAGCUUUGGUACGAAUUCUGUUAUUAUGGAGAGGAACUAAGAUAUGACAACGAAAUCCCCUCCAUUUUGUACUUGAAAAAUAAUAAGAUACAUUACGUUCCUAGAAAAUUUGAAGCAGUUCUCAAUUACGAAGAAAGAAAGCUAAGCAGGGUAUUAUCGGUUUUGAUAUACACUCAUAGCAAAUAUGAAAGUAUACCAAAAUUGGCCUCGGUAUUUUUUCUGUUGAAGAUCAAGUUAUCAUUGAAUAUAACAAGAUCAGAUAAAAUUGGAUAUCUUAGGUCAUUAAACACUUUGAAACAAGACUCAAAAGCUAAAACAUUUCUUAAUCAAUGUCUAGCAGAAGAUCCAACAUUUGAAUCAGAGGAGACAUUGAACCCAAUUUUGUUAAUUUUAGCACGCAAUAAGGAAUGGUCUGAAUUGGAGAGCUUAUAUUUCAAGUGUUUUGCACACAACGAGGCGGUUACUAAGGAACAAUACACUAUCCUUUUGACUGCAUUGUCUCUGCGUGCAGGUACUAACAAGAUAGUGAUGGAGUUAUGGGAAAAUUUUCUCAAAAGGGGAUUCAGUCCAAAUGACCAAGUUCUCUGUGCUAUUAUUCAGUGUUUUCUUAGAAACAAAUCCUACAACGAAGCUUUGCAAUGGUUUACUGCGUAUUCUCAUUAUAAAGUGGAACUUUCUCCUAGAUCUUAUGGUUUGAUGCUUCAAGCAUUGACUUCAAUUGGAGAUGUUCAUUCUAUGCUUUUGGUACUCGAUGAAUUGACCAACAAAAACGCAAGAUUACAUAAGUUUUUUUUUCCUCCUAUUUUUGAGAAACUUUCUGAAAUAGGGGAUUACAAGACAGUGUCCUUGAUCCUUACAGACUAUUAUCCAAAAUUCAAUUUAGCAGUAGAUAGAGAAGAUACGAGAUGGAUAAUGAAAUGCCACUAUCAUGCUCAAAGGUAUAACCUUAUAGUCGAUAGCUACCUAAUGAUGCAAGAAAAUGAAAUACUGUACAAAGAUAGCUUGUUAGCACUUGAAGCUGCGAUUAAAUUUAGUGACGUGAAAAUGUUUGAAAAAAUCUGGUCAAGGGCUUACAAUAUUCAUUCACAGAGAGGCGAUUUGGAUAUUAAAGCUUACAUUUCAUACAUGGCUUAUUGGGUUAGAAAAAACGGCUCUUUUGGUAUUGUCUUGAAAUUGAAUGAAAUCAAGCAAAAACUGAAAAUUGAGAUACUUCCUGCAAUUGUUUUCAACCAAAUGAUAUUUUCUGCAUUCAGAACACACAGACCUUGGCUAACUAAGAAGAUAGUCGGAAUAUCUCUUAGAUUUGAUGUUACUCCGUCACCAAAAAUGUAUUCGCUAAUAUUGCAAAGUAAUGUGUCGAUGCCAUGGGUUGCAAGAAAUAGCAUUGACGAAACUAUAGUCAUUCUUGAAGAAUUUUUGACGAAUAGAAGAGUGGAUAAAUUUGGUAAGCUCAAUGAUGACAUAAAUCCAAUGUCUUUUAAGCUAAUUAUAAAAGCUAUAUUAGAGUACAAAAGCGUAGUUGAAGCUAGAAGAUUAUUUGAAAUGUAUGUUGAGCUAGCAAGAGAUAAUUUGCUAGAUAAUGUCCAUAUCUUAAAUAUAGAAUUGUUGUUGUUGGGGAAAGAAGAAAGAUGGGUUGAUUUCAAUAACUGUUAUGAGAGGUUUUCUAAAAUUAUCAUGAAAUAUAGUGAACGUGCAAGAUUCAAAGAUGAAAGGUUGGCUAGUAAGUUUAACGAGUCCAGUGAAUUCAACAGAUUAGAUGUGUUUAAUGACUCGUAUUUACAGAUUCAAUAUGACGAGUCUAAAUUUUCCAAAACUGAUGCACAAGUUAAGAUACCCAAUUGGAUCAAGAAAUCACAUUAUGAUAUCUGGAUAUAUCGACUCAAACAACUUGAAUUUUUAGGUAGGUUGAAUGAGGUUAAUGAGAUCGUCGAAGAUUUGAUGUCCAAGGGUAUCAUAUUCAGCAACAAAAACUUAAAUGAAACUGCUCUAUUCUUAAGCGAGCAUCCCGAGUUGUUAGAGGAAACUGCAACCUUUCUAGAUACCUAUCUGUUACCUCAUCAUAUUCGAAAUAAACAUAUGAAGCACAUGUCCUUAAGGUAUGGUACUGACCAAAUACCAGGAAUAAUUACUAAACCGGUUUAUCGUUUGAACAAUGACGCCUACCCGGCUAUAAUGAAAAAUAUCUCGAUCAGUUUAGACACCCAAUUGACCCCAGAACAAAAGGAAUUGUUUUUGUCUAGUAUUACAGAGUCUCCUAAAAAAUACCUAAUGAAGAACUUGGGACAAAUGAUGAAAGAAAGAAGACACAUGCGUAGUAGUUACCUACGAAUGAGAAAGCUUCGUAAGAUUUUCCACAGGGAUUUGAGGAACAAGUUGAAGGUGAGGACUUUAAGGACCAAGAGGCACAUGAGCAUGCGGAGGGUAGAGAGACAAAUUGGAUAUGAAACUAGGAUGUUGCAAUGCAGAACAGCCCUAUCUGAAAUCACCAAACAGCUCCACACUUUGACUGAUCUUGAAGAUUUGCCAAGAAGUAGUUUGUGUUCAAAGAGUUCCGAGAAGCACGAACUACUCGAAAAGAAAAAAUCUCUAAAAAUGGAGAUGGAAAAACUGAAUAAAGAGAGGGAAGAAGCCUUCAAAGAAAUGAAAAGAAAAGAAAGAGAGGCUAGAAGGAAAAAGACACAUUUUGUUGGAAGCAUUGACCUUAAUAGACUAUAA